Messenger RNA from Ostertagia ostertagi, 420 nucleotides. The record is from the annotation of a GenBank genome assembly. NCBI's taxonomy places the organism in Eukaryota, Metazoa, Nematoda, Chromadorea, Rhabditida, Trichostrongylidae.
AUGAAUCCUAUCUUACUCGCUAUAUUGUUGCAAUCUCUCAUCAAUGGAGAAGAUUUUUCCGUUGACGGCCAUCGCUUGAAACGUCAGUCUAUGGAUUGGAAGGCUUGGCCACAACUUCUUUGGGUGGACGGAGUGAACUAUUUCUUUGACGAUUCCGUCUCUGCUCAAACUAAGGCUGCGUUCAUAGACGCAGCGAAACAAUGGGAAAGUCACACCUGCAUCAAUUUCACAGAAAAUCCUUCGGCUAAAGACCGAGUGAAAGUGGCUGAGCUAUCAGGAUGUGAUUCAGACGUCGGCAGGAAGGGCGGCCUACAGGCAGAUCAUAAAGGAGACUUCGAAAAAUUUACACGAGAGCAGAACAAUAACUUUGGAUUGGCGUACGACUACGGCUCCAUUAUGCACUACGCCGCAGCGGAGUAA